Molecule: messenger RNA, 2472 nt
Organism: Cyprinodon variegatus (sheepshead minnow)
Lineage: Eukaryota; Metazoa; Chordata; Actinopteri; Cyprinodontiformes; Cyprinodontidae
Gene: galcb
Product: galactosylceramidase
Exons: 17
Coding region: 50-2056 (668 amino acids)
Biological process (GO): galactosylceramide catabolic process
Cellular component (GO): lysosome
Molecular function (GO): galactosylceramidase activity
Source: RefSeq, a predicted model, not a curated record
CCGGAAGCCCGCAUAUGACAGAGGGCAGCUCAUAACCGGGACACACAUCAUGGAUCACCGGGUGUUCUGGGUGUUUCUAUCCACAGUGGGCAUCCUCUCCCUCCCUGUGCGCCCUCUGUCCGGGCAGAUAUACCCGCUCUCAGAUGAGGGCGGCCUGGGCAGGACUUUUGACGGGAUCGGAGGGUUGAGCGGUGGAGGGGCCACAUCCCGAUUACUGGUAAACUAUGCCGAGCCGUAUCGGAGCCAGAUCCUGGACUACCUGUUUAAGCCAAACUUUGGAGCCUCUUUACAUAUUCUGAAGGUUGAGAUCGGUGGAGAUGCUCAGACUACAGAUGGGACAGAGCCCUCACACAUGCACUAUGAGAAUGAUCAGAACUACUUCAGAGGCUACGAGUGGUGGCUGAUGAAGGAGGCUAAGAAGAGGAACCCAAACAUAACACUUAUAGCUUUGCCCUGGGCUUUCCCUGGCUGGGUCGGCCAUGGGGAGAACUGGCCCUAUGACUACCCUGACAUUACUGCUGCAUACGUGGUGAACUGGAUCCUGGGAGCCAAGGAGUACCAUGACUUGGACAUUCAGUAUAUUGGGAUCUGGAAUGAAAGGGAUUUUAAUUCCAAGUACAUCAAGCUUCUGCGGUACACUCUGGAUAAGAAGGGUCUGGAGUCGGUGCGGAUUGUAGCCAGCGAUAACCUGUGGGAGCCCAUUACCCUGUCGCUGACGCUCGACCCAGAGCUCAGCAGCGCCGUAGACGUGAUAGGGGCACAUUAUCCAGGAACCACCACAGUGCCACAGGCCCUGAAGACCCAGAAAAGGCUGUGGUCAUCAGAGGACUACAGCACCUUUAACAGCGAGGUGGGAGGAGGCUGCUGGGCGCGUAUCCUAAACCAGAACUACAUCAAUGGACAAAUGACUGCAACCAUCGCCUGGAACCUGGUGGCUAGUUACUAUGAGGAGCUGCCGUUUGGUAGAGAUGGGCUGAUGACAGCGCAGGAACCUUGGAGCGGAAACUAUGUGGUGGAGUCUCCGAUCUGGAUCACAGCCCACAGCACACAGUUCAUUCAGCCUGGAUGGACAUACCUGCAGACAGUAGGACAUUUGACUCAGGGAGGAAGUUACGUGGCCCUGACUGACGGGAACGGAAACCUGACUGUUGUCAUAGAAACCAUGACUCACAAUCACUCCAUCUGCAUCAGACCGCCUCUCCUUCCAUUCAACGUCACGUCCCAGAAUGCAACUUUUCAGCUGAAAGGAUCCUUUGCUUCAAUCAAAGAGUUGCAGGUGUGGCGGUCACAGUUUGACUUCAAGGCGAAGAAGCAUUCGCUGUUUGAGAAACUGACUCCUUUGAAGCUUAAAGAUGGAUUGUUUAAUCUGAAUCUGGCUGAAGAUGAAAUCUAUACUCUUACCACCAUCAGGACGGGCCAGAAAGGAAGUUUCCCUCAGCCGCCACCCUCCGCUCGCUUCCCUAAAGUCUACAAGGACGACUUUGAUGUUCGAAACCCUCCGUUCUCUGAGGCCCCUAACUUCGCCGACCAAACCGGGGUGUUUGAGUACUACAUUAACCUGACAGACCCUGGACCUCACACCUUCACGCUACGGCAGGUCGUAACUGAAAGGCCAGUCACCUGGGCAGCAGACGCCGAUCAAACGAUCAGCGUCAUCGGAGACUUUCAGUGGCAAAAUCUGACUGUCUCCUGUGAUGUUUUCAUGGAGAACGUAAAGAGCGGCGGUGUGUUUGUGGCUGCCAGGGUGGAUAAAGGAGGCGAAUCAAUUCGCAGCGCUAAAGGAAUCUUCUUCUGGGUGUUUGCCAAUGGAACAUACAGGGUUACCAACGAUUUGGCUAGUAAGAUGGUGCUGGCAGAGGGAGCAUCAGGAACUGGAGAAUUUAUGUGGUACAAAUUAUCCCUCUUUGUAGAGGGUCAGUACGCAUCCGGAAUGCUUGAUGGACAGCCGCUGUGGAAAAUCUCUGGAGUGUCUUCACCAAAAAACGGCUGGGCAGCUAUUGGAACAAGCGCAUUUGAACUGGCUCAGUUUGAUAACUUUUAUGUGUUUGCAGAGUAAAGACGAACAAUAAAAAGCUUUGGACACUUUAUAUAUGCUGUACAAAUGUAGACAGCAGAAACGACAUGUUGAUGAAAAGUAAAUUGAAGCCUUCAGAUUUACUACCUGAUUAAUUAAGCACUGUUUUACUGAUUGUUUUUGUGUGUUUUUUUUAAUAAUUGAUUGUUAAAGACUGAAUGUUUUAAUCUACCAGGGAACACAUGAAGAAAACUCUUCAAGCUUUUUAGGGAACAUUUUUUAUCAACUGUAUUACCAUGAGUGGAAAAUGAAUGUGAGGAGUCUAUUUUUAUCCCAGAUGAAUGAAUUUAUCUGGUUUUACUGUCUGUGUUUGAAGAGCUUUUUUUCUCCUGAGUUUUUGUAAAUAUGAAAAGCUGUGAUUGGAGAAUAAAAAAGAAUCUUUAAGCAUUUCUUAAAUG